This is a messenger RNA of Cajanus cajan (pigeon pea), 897 nucleotides long. RefSeq names its product ubiquitin-conjugating enzyme E2 10. NCBI's taxonomy places the organism in Eukaryota, Viridiplantae, Streptophyta, Magnoliopsida, Fabales, Fabaceae. The record is from RefSeq and is a predicted model, not a curated record.
AACGAGAGAGAAGAAGAGAAGGAAUUGUAAAAAGGAAAGGGGAAGGAAGGGACAAGGGAGGCGCACCAGACAUUUAUAAAAGCUCUUUUCCUUUCACCAAAUCCAAAUCUCUUACAUUUUCAGCUUUCUCUCAGGCUCACGCCUCACACAAAUUAUUCAAAACAACAACAACAGCAACAAGGUUUUGGCGAUGGCGUCCAAGCGGAUCUUGAAGGAACUCAAGGAUCUCCAGAAGGAUCCUCCUACCUCCUGCAGCGCUGGUCCUGUGGCUGAAGACAUGUUUCACUGGCAAGCAACAAUUAUGGGUCCUCCAGACAGUCCUUAUGCUGGAGGUGUCUUCCUAGUCACUAUUCAUUUCCCUCCAGAUUAUCCCUUUAAGCCACCCAAGGUUGCAUUCAGGACGAAGGUAUUUCACCCAAAUAUUAAUAGCAAUGGAAGCAUUUGCCUUGACAUAUUGAAGGAGCAGUGGAGCCCUGCGCUAACUAUUUCGAAGGUGUUGCUCUCAAUUUGUUCCCUGUUGACGGACCCUAAUCCUGAUGAUCCUUUGGUCCCGGAAAUCGCCCACAUGUACAAGACAGACAGGAACAAGUACGAGUCAACUGCCAGAAGCUGGACCCAGAAAUAUGCCAUGGGCUAAUUGACCUGUGGUAUGUGUGAGGGAGAGCCUUUCUACUUCUAGUGUUUAGGCCUCUCACCCCUUGUAUGAAUAUUUGUCGUUUUCAAUCAUCAUUAAGGCCCCCCCUCUAGUUGAAAAUGAAUGGGGGAAACGUUUUCCCCUGCUGUUUGUAUUGCAAAUGGUAAUUUAGAACAGUGAAAUGUGGUCCCAAUCAAAUGUUAUGCUCAAUUUUUAACCAUUUUAAUGGUGCCAUUGCAUGUUUAAUUUUUUUCCCCGUUUAA